Molecule: messenger RNA, 1334 nt
Organism: Prosopis cineraria
Lineage: Eukaryota; Viridiplantae; Streptophyta; Magnoliopsida; Fabales; Fabaceae
Product: probable disease resistance protein At1g62630
Exons: 4
Coding region: 244-1125 (293 amino acids)
Molecular function (GO): ADP binding
Source: RefSeq, a predicted model, not a curated record
UAUUUUUUCGACAUUGGCAACUACGGUGAAACUUCGCAAAGUUGCUUUUGAAAUUUCUCUCCUUCUAUUGGCCUUCAUGGAAACCACAGAGCAGCUUCCAGCAUCCAGAGCUAAAAUUAUAAUAAAUUGAAGUGGGUUCUCAGAGAAAAACAAUAGAUCAAGCUUCCUGAAUUCUCCAAUAUCGUUGUCUUGACUCGCUUCAUUGACCUCCAUAAGAAAGGAGGAAAUUUUCCGUCCAAUCACAUGGGAUCUUUCACUCCUCAGUCCAAUCAAUUUGUUGGAAUCUUCUACGCCAUAAUCUCAAUUCAAGCGAGAAUCCACAUGGAGGAAGAGGAGCAUGAGCUCUUUUACGAGGAAGAGGAGGAUGAGCCCAUUUACGAGGAAGAGGAGGAUGAGGAAGAGGAGGAUGGGCCCAUUUACGAGGAAGAGGAGGAUGAGCUCAUUUACGAGGAUGGGCCCAUUUACGAGGAAGAGGAGGAUGAGGAAGAGGAGGAUGGGCUCAUUUCCGAGGAAGAGGAGGAUGAGGAGGAGGAGGAUGGGCCCACUUACGAGGAAGAGGAGCCUAAAGAUGUGGCUGUGGCUGUUAUUUUGGCAAACGAGCGGACUUCGAUUGAUCUUGAAGCUAUGUUAGGGGGAGACGAUAUCCUUGAGAAUGUCAUGAAGGCAUUAGCUGAUCCAAACACUCAUUUAAUUGGAAUUUAUGGCCCACAUGAGGGCACCAAACAUUCUCUGCUUGAACUUGUUGGUAGAAGAGUUGAUCGAGACCAAAUGUUUGACAAGGUUCUCACUGUUACUGUGACCAGAAAAAGUUCUUAUUUUUCGUUUGCCAUGAAAACGGAAACACCUGAUGUGAAGAAGAUUCAAGAAGAUAUUGCACGCCAACUCGGGUUCAACUUUAAUCACAAAUCCACAAAUAAAAGAGCCCAAGAAUUGACCGAUGGGAUAAAGAAGGAGCAGAGGAUUUUAAUUGAACUAUGCGACCUCUUCAAGGGGCUUGAUUUGGGUAAGAUAGGUAUUCCUUAUGGCGCAGACCACCCAGGCUGCAAGCUACUGCUAACUUCUGCAGUUGAAGGGGUGCUAUCCAACCAGAUGCAUACCCAGAAAAAUUUCAAUCUUGAUUAUUAAAAGCUUCAGCCUUUUGUUGAGAGUUUUAAGGGCUUGUUAUGUGUUGAGAUUUUUGUGUUAUAUAUAGUAUGUAUGUGUUGGUUGCAUUCCCCAGCUACCGGUGUAUAUGACUUGAAGCUAAUGUGCUGACGAUGAAAUUUUUUUUAUGGUGAUCAACUACAAAGAAUAAUAUAUGCUGGGUCCCUAGUAAGGUGUGUUUGUAUCUCUUU